Molecule: messenger RNA, 668 nt
Organism: Linderina pennispora
Lineage: Eukaryota; Fungi; Kickxellomycota; Kickxellomycetes; Kickxellales; Kickxellaceae
Exons: 1
Coding region: 41-613 (190 amino acids)
Source: RefSeq, a predicted model, not a curated record
GCGCAUUAUUUCCGAAAUUGGCAAAUAAAUUAGGUGGACUAUGUGUGCACCAGUAUUUAAACAGACCUGUACGACGUGGUCCAAGCGGGAAUAUCGAACUUGCAUCCUCCUUAAGAAUCCUCCAGCCAUGAGCGUACUCUCUCUCGAGCCCCUUGAACACUUCCACACGCAGUCGAACGAAACCCUGACGGCAGCCAGACGCAGUUCGUUCGCAAAGAUCUCGCUCGACUCGCACACGCUGACGGCCAUCGACACGCAGGUCACUGCAAUCGACAUCAGCAAGCACCGGAUCGUGCAUUUGCAGCGGUUCCGACACGUUCUGCAGCUGGUGGUGCUUUGCAGCUCAGUCUGCUGGAUAUCUCUGGCGUUGGUGUUUUUGCUCAUGAUCGUGCGUGAAAUCGGCGACCCAGACCGUAAGGGCGCGCAGAGGCAGAUGCGCAUUUACGGAGCAGUAGUAGGAGCACUGACCAUGGCAUGGGCAUGUGUCAUUGGCCUGUGCUUGUGGCGGUUCCGGAGGUACCAGGCGUGGCUUAACGACGAAAACACUAGGGCUGAGUGGAUCAUUGCCGGCAAGCAGACUCGGUGUCGCAUGUCAGGUGAAACCAUCCAAUAAUGCCUCCCAUUACAGGUUGUAAAAACUGCGGACAUGAUGCUUGUAAUUUUGUUUU